Messenger RNA from Diabrotica balteata, 630 nucleotides. Lineage: Eukaryota; Metazoa; Arthropoda; Insecta; Coleoptera; Chrysomelidae. The record is from the annotation of a GenBank genome assembly.
GAAAUACCUCUUCUAAAUAACGCCAAACAUUUACACAAAAUUUUGUAAAAUUAUGACAAGCAAUUUACAAUUUACAAAUUACGAAUUACGAAUUUACUAGAUAGAUACUGAUCAGUUAUACCGAAAAGAGUUAUAAAUGACAGCAAAACUAGAUAUAGUGCAAAGUUUUGUUGAAGAUCCACAUACAUCCUCGCCCAGGGUUGCUCAAGUAAAUGAUGUAGGCCGUUCUUCAGUCUUACGUGUAUUACAUAAGAAUAUUUUUAAACGAUACAAAAUUAACUUAUUGCAAGAAUUAAGUGAAGAUGACUUCGAUCGUAGAUUAGAGUUUACUGAGGUAAUGAUGGAUAAAAUGGAAAAGGAUAAAAAUUUCGUUAACUUUCUAGUUUUUCCGAUGAAGCAACCUUUACACUGUGUGGAAGUGUAAAUCGACACAAUUUAAGGUACUAAAGUGACGUAAAUCCACACUGGAUGCGUUAAAACCAAACUCAAAGACCAUAAAAAUUAAAUGUAUGGUCUGGUAUAGUCGGUACUUAGUUAAUUGGGCCAUUUUUAUCGAAGGAAAUUUAACUUCAGAUAAUUAUGAAAUGUUACUUAAAAAUUUAAUUGUACCUACACUGAUAAACUUGUUUG